CCGGAGGACCAACCGCUUCGACCCGCGCCCGGGCGGCGGCAGUGUUGGCCGGCGCGGCGAGGAGGGCCGGGCAGACACGGUGGGGCGAAAAGCCCUGAAAGUUCCUCUCAGUUCCUUCCGGUGCGCCUCCCGUUGUCCUAUGCAGGGGCCCUGAGGGCGGAUUCAAGGCCCCGCGAGAAGUCAUCUAAGGCGGCGACGACUGUUCCCAGCCCCACGGGAACGGCGCGGACGCAGCGCCCCUCUCUCGGACAAGAAAACAGUCAUUCUAGAAAGUUUCAAAAAGGACACACUAGAUUUAAUUGGAAAUGUUAAGAUUGCCCAAAAAAGGAUUACCUAGAUUUGAGCAAGUUCAAGAUGAAGAAACCUACCUGGAAAAUUUAGCAAUACAAAGAAAUGCAUCUGCUUUUUUUGAAAAAUAUGAUCGGAGUGAAAUACAAGAGUUACUAACUACUGCACUAGUUAGCUGGUUGUCUACCAAAGAAGAUGUUCGCUCUCAAGGAGACCUCCCGUGUGGAAUUAUGAGUCAAAUGAAUAAUGUAGGCUUCUCCACUGCAAUCCUACUGACUCCCGUGGACCCUACUGCCCUCUUAGACUAUAGAGAAGUCCAUCAAAUGAUAAGAGAGUUGGCUAUUGGAAUUUAUUGCCUAAAUCAAAUCCCUUCCAUCAGUUUAGAAGCUAAUUAUGAUCAGAGUUCUUCUUGUCAGUUACCUCCAGCUUAUUAUGAUACCAGAAUUGGGCAAAUUCUGAUUAAUAUUGACUACAUGCUGAAAGCACUAUGGCAUGGAAUAUAUAUGCCCAAAGAAAAACGAGCUAGAUUCUCUGAAUUGUGGCGUACCAUCAUGGACGUUGAUGCCGACGGAAAACCUCAAACAAAUAAAGACAUUUUUUCAGAGUUUAGUUCAGCAGGUUUGACUGAUAUUACAAAGGAUCCAGACUUUAAUGAAAUCUAUGAUGAAGACGUGAAUGAAGAUCCAACAUAUGAUCCCAAUAGCCCUGAAGAAACAGCUGUAUUUAUGAAAUAUGCUGAAAAUAUUAUGCUAAAGUUAACAUUCAGUACCACACAAGUUCAACAGUAUGAAAAUGUCUUUAUAUUUGAAACAGGCUAUUGGCUUACUAAUGCUAUAAAAUAUAAUCAGGAUUAUCUUGAUAUCUGUACCUACCAGAGACUACAGCAAAGAUUAUAUCUUCAGAAAAAGAUUAUUCAAAAACACUUUGAGAAGAAAAAAGAUAUCAGAAGAGGGAUAGGAUACCUAAAGUUAAUAUGUUUUCUGAUUCCGUUUCUACUGAGUUUAAAGAAGAAAAUGAAAGUUCCAUAUUUAGGUAGUCUGCUUCAGCCUUUUUCAGAUGACAAGGUCAAGACAGAGCGAGAAUUGCCUCCAUUUAUUUAUGGAAGAGAUUUUAAAUGCCAGAAUUUUCACUACAAAGAGAAUCAAUAUUUUCAUGUUCAUGGAGGAAUUGAAUUUGAUAUCAGCACCCCUUCAAUUGAGAAUGCCUUGGAAGAUUUUCAGAAAAAUUUAGAAAAAAUACGAGAUUGUGCUGCUAAUACAUUCAUAGAAGAUUCAGGAUAUAAAGAAUAUUACUCAAUACCAGUCAUGGAAUUUCAUGGAAAAAGCUACUAUGUGAUGUAUUUUGAACUUGAAACUUUCUAUCAGCAACUAUAUAAGACACAGUGGUGGGGAGCCAUAAAUGAAAUAAUGAACAAUCUGAGACCAAAAAGACUUCCACUGACAGAUGCUCAAUUACACGAGCAAUUUAAGAAAAAAUUUGGUUUCAAAAGAGCUAUGAAAUGCAAGAGUAUUCCAUUUGGUAUGAAGUCCGCUGUUGAAAGAGGGUUGUCUGCAGUUUUCCAUACAUUUAGCCGUAAAACCUCAAGCUCAACAAUCAAUGUUUCAGAUGAAGCAGGUUAUACUAUUUUUCAUCAUGCUGCCCUGCACAACAGAGUUUCUAUUAUAUGUCAACUGUGCAAUGCUAACUUCAAGGUCAACCAGAGGCGCUUUGUUACGUUCGGCCAAGGUCCAACACCUCUACACCUUGCCGCACAGGCUUGCUCAUUAGAAACAACAGUCUGUCUACUGUGUUCCAAAGCUGAUUACACGCUUUCUGAAAAAAGAGGCUGGAUGCCAAUUCAUUUUGCUGCUUUCUAUGACAACGUUUGCAUCAUUAUUGCUCUCUGUAGGAAGGAUCCUAGUUUGCUAGAAGCUGAGGCAACAGCUGAGAAUCAGUGCACUCCACUGUUACUUGCUGCCACUUCAGGAGCACUGGACACUAUUCAGUACCUAUUUUCUAUUGGUGCUAACUGGAGAAAAACAGAUACUAAAGGAAAUAAUAUAAUCCAUUUAUCAGUGUUAACCUUUCAUACAGAGGUUCUCAAAUAUAUAAUAAAAUUAAAUAUUCCUGAACUCCCAGUGUGGAAAACUUUGGUAGAAAUGUUACAGUCUGAAAGCUAUAAACGAAGGAUGAUGGCUGUCAUGUCCUUGGAAGUAAUUUGCUUAGCAAAUGAUCAAUACUGGAGAUGUAUUUUGGAUGCAGGCACCAUUCCUGCCUUAAUCAAUCUAUUAAAAAGUUCCAAAAUAAAACUGCAGUGCAAAACUGUUGGGUUACUGAGUAAUAUCUCAACCCACAAAAGAGCAGUGCGUGCUUUGGUAGAAGCGGGAGGCAUUCCAUCUCUAAUCAACCUACUGGUUUGUGAUGAGCCUGAAGUACACUCUCGCUGUGCUGUCAUUCUAUAUGAUAUUGCUCAAUGUGAAAACAAGGAUGUUAUUGCCAAAUAUAAUGGAAUCCCAAGUCUGAUAAAUCUAUUGAACUUAAACAUAGAAAAUGUGCUAGUAAAUGUAAUGAACUGCAUACGAGUAUUAUGUAUAGGAAAUGAAAACAACCAAAGAGCUGUCAGAGAACAUAAAGGCCUCCCGUAUCUUAUCAGAUUUCUGAGUUCUGAUUCAGAUGUGUUGAAGGCUGUAUCUUCUGCUGCAAUUGCUGAGGUUGGGCGUGACAAUAAGGAAAUUCAGGAUGCUAUAGCUAUGGAGGGAGCGAUUCCUCCUCUGGUGGCUCUUUUUAAAGGGAAACAAAUUAGUGUCCAAAUGAAAGGUGCAAUGGCUGUGGAAUCACUUGCAAGUCACAACCCUCUUAUACAGAAAGCAUUUCUGGAAAAAUCGUUAACUAAAUAUCUUUUAAAACUCCUAAAGGCAUUUCAAAUAGAUGUUAAGGAACAAGGAGCCGUUGCACUUUGGGCCUUGGCAGGACAAACACUAAAACAACAAAAAUAUAUGGCAGAACAGAUUGGAUACAGCUUUAUAAUUAAUAUGCUUUUGUCACCAUCAGCUAAAAUGCAGUAUGUUGGAGGUGAAGCUGUCAUAGCUCUAAGUAAGGACAGCAGGAUGCAUCAAAAUCAAAUAUGUGAAGGGAAUGGAAUUGCACCAUUGGUUCGCUUACUAAGAAUUAGUACGAUUGCUGAAGGCACACUUCUCAGUGUCAUCAGAGCAGUGGGAUCCGUUUGUAUUGGUGUAGCCCAUACAAGCAAUCCUGUCAGUCAACAGUUUGUUGUAGAUGAAAAUGCCUUUCCAGUACUUAUCCAACUACUAAGAAAUCACCCUUCUCCUAACAUUAAGGUUGAAGUGGCAUUUUCCUUGGCAUGCAUUGUCCUAGGGAAUGAUGUGUUACAGAAAGACUUACACGAAAAUGAAGGAUUUGAGUAUGCUGAUGUCCUUUAUCUUCUUCACUCAACAGAAAAGGAUAUUUGCUUAAGAGCAGGCUAUGCAUUAACACUUUUUGCCUUCAAUAAUCGCUUUCAACAAUACUUAAUAUUGGAAAGUGGAAUAAUGACCAUAUCUAUUUUUGAACCUUUUCUUGAAUCAAUAGUUGAAACUGAGAAGGCAAUGGCAGCAUUUCAGAUUGUUGUAUUGGCUAAAGUCAUUAGAGAUGUGGACCAUAUUACUUUGUCUGCAAGAGGUGUUACUAUUUUAGUUGAUAGUCUGUAUUCAGUUCAGACUUCUACUAUUGUCUUGACAGGUAAUUUAAUACAAGCCUGGGCUCAUUCUAGAGCUGGUAUCCCCAGACAUUUAACCCACAUUCAGAACAAUCAACCGAAUUGUUUCUUCAUUUAGGUUCGCGCAGCUUGUUCCUGUGCUCUGGGCUACUUAACAUACAAUGCAAAUGCUUUCCGCAUCCUAUUCAAAGAAUGCAGGAAUAAACCUAAUCAGUUCAUUCGCAUAAAAAAUAAUAUCAGCAGAGAUGCAAGUAUUAACCCAGCAUUUUUAAAGGAAUUUCAAAUGCAACAAACACUGGUGGGACUUCCUUCCUUAAGUCUGGAGAAGAAUGGAGGACCAUCCAUAAUUCCUAUCUUUAAAAAAGGGAAGGAUCACCGAAGAAAAUUAAAACCUAAAAUUCAACCAAGAGAUUCUUUGACUUUAUUACCUCCUGUAACUAACUUCAUGGGACUCUUCAAAGCAACAAAAAAGUCCAAGGAUUCCCAUAAUAUUUUUUCUUUUUCAUCUACAAUUACAUCAGAUAUCACAAAUGUAUCAAGACCAAGAAUAGUGUGUUUGAACCAACUUGGGAAACAUGUCCAGAAAGCCAACCCAGAGCCAGCAGAAGGCUAAUAAAACAUUUUAGUAUGAA
Messenger RNA from Cercocebus atys (sooty mangabey), 4614 nucleotides. RefSeq names its product ankyrin and armadillo repeat containing (gene ANKAR). The transcript is spliced from 23 exons. Gene Ontology annotation, molecular function: protein binding. Lineage: Eukaryota; Metazoa; Chordata; Mammalia; Primates; Cercopithecidae. The record is from RefSeq and is a predicted model, not a curated record.